Messenger RNA from Aedes albopictus (Asian tiger mosquito), 4127 nucleotides. RefSeq names its product unextended protein-like. Gene Ontology annotation, biological process: transport; intracellular manganese ion homeostasis; magnesium ion homeostasis. The coding region runs from base 195 to 2828 and encodes 877 amino acids. Gene Ontology annotation, molecular function: transmembrane transporter activity. Lineage: Eukaryota; Metazoa; Arthropoda; Insecta; Diptera; Culicidae. The transcript is spliced from 2 exons. Gene Ontology annotation, cellular component: cytoplasm; plasma membrane. The record is from RefSeq and is a predicted model, not a curated record.
GAGUCAUUCUCCGAUCAUCCUCCGCAGUUGUGCUAGCAGCCAGCUAGUCAGCAGCAGCAAGAACAAAAAUAUAGAUCGGUAUCGGUAUCGAACGGUGGAGGAACGGAACAUGCACGGAUUCGACGACGGCAGCAAUCAACAAAUUUUAGCCUCAGUUUAGUAGUGUUUUGCCAUCGGUGAAAAAUUGUAAAAAUAUGCCGAAGGCCGGUGUCGUUUCGUCGCGAAAAAUUCUUAGUAAUCGGUCCGUCGUCGUCGUCGCGGUGGCAUUUGUGCUAGUGGCUUUGGCCGUAGUGUCGCAAUCGUUCGGUGUAUGUGCAGCAGCAGCGGUAGCAGGGCCUGAAAAUGAGCAGAAGCAGCAGCAGCAGAGCAGUGAUUUGUUUUUCUGGCUGCCGAAGACAAAUGAGAUACCGCGACUGCAGCGUAGUAUCGCUGAUGGGAGUGAUGGGGGAGGUGGGGGGAAGAACAGUGUGGAAGAAACGGCGGCUGCGGCGGUAAUUACGUCGAGCCAGAACCUAAUGCUGCAUGGCAUUCGGGUUGAGCACGCCGAGAAGGAACCGAUCAUAGACGAGGAUGCUGUUCCGUCUGUGUUGGCGCACUCUUCCGUGACGCUCCGGCUGUACGGCACUGGGCUGACCGAAAACACGGUGGUGAUUUUUACACAGGAACACAAUGUGUAUGGUGGUUCGUGUCUGGUUCCGGUAACAAACAAAUUCCGCGUCAGCCGGGACUCGAUUAGUGAACAUAGUGCUUUGGUGAGGAUUGAGCUCCCCCCGGGGACAAGUGGAAAGUAUUUCUACGUGUGUGCAAAGUAUGAAGCCUCGAAUGAAACUACUUCGGAACAAUUGGCCCGUUCGGUGGAACCAUUUAUCCAUCAGGGAUCCGAUCCGUGGAUGCGGAUGACCAGCCAUGAGCCGAUGCUGCCGCUUUGGUGCUCGCUGGUCAUCAUCGGAGUGUGUUUGAUGUUUUCCGCGUUGUUCUCCGGUUUGAAUCUGGGGCUGAUGUCACUGGAUAGGACCGAUCUGAAAAUUCUUUGCAACACCGGAACGGACGAAGAAAAGCGCUACGCCCGUGCCAUCCAGCCCGUUCGCGAUCACGGCAACUAUUUGCUGUGUAGUAUUUUGCUGGGUAACGUGCUGGUCAACUCGACGUUCACCAUUCUUUUGGACAGUUUAACAUCCGGGGUGGUGGCGGUCAUCUGCUCGACAAUUGCGAUCGUAAUCUUCGGUGAGAUUACUCCGCAAGCUAUCUGCUCUCGCCAUGGCCUUGCCGUCGGUGCUAAAACGAUAAUCAUCACCAAGGCGGUCAUGCUGAUAACGUUUCCGUUGUCCUACCCCACGUCCAAAAUAUUGGACUAUUUGCUUGGUGAAGAAAUCGGAAACUUCUACAAUCGCGAGCGCCUGAAGGAGCUGGUCAAGGUCACGACCGAUAUCAACGACCUGGACAAGGACGAGGUGAACGUUAUCUCCGGUGUGCUGGAACUGCGGAAGAAAACGGUGGAAGAGGUAAUGACCCGCAUUGAGGAUGCAUUUAUGCUGUCGAUGGAUGCCGUGCUGGACUUUGAAACCAUCACCGAGAUCAUGAAGUCUGGAUUCUCCCGGAUACCGGUGUACGAGGGCGAACGAAAAAACAUAGUCACCCUGCUGUACAUCAAGGACUUGGCCUUCGUGGACCCGGACGAUAAUACCCAGCUGAAAACGCUGUGUGAGUUCUACCAGAAUCCGUGCCAUUUCGUGUUCGAGGACACAACCCUGGAUGUGAUGUUCAAAGGGUUCAAGGAGGGCCACAAGGGUCACAUGGCAUUCGUCCAUCGGGUCAACAACGAAGGCGAAGGAGAUCCGUUCUACGAAACCGUCGGGUUGAUCACCCUCGAGGAUGUCAUUGAGGAGCUAAUCCAGGCGGAGAUUAUGGACGAAACGGACGUCUUCACGGACAAUCGCCGGAAGGUGCGUCGGGAUCGGUCCAAACUUCGCCAGGACUUUACAGUAUUCGCACAAGGGCGAGACACAAACUCGCAGCGCUUGCGCAUUUCGCCACAGCUCACGCUGGCCACGUUCCAGUACCUGAGCACCUCGGUGGACGCAUUUAAGCAGGAGAUGGUUUCAGAAACGAUUCUCCGCCGUUUGCUAAAUCAGGACAUUGUGCACCAUGUCAAGCUCAAAGGAAAGGACCGAAAUGACCCGAGCAUGUUCAUCGUCACCCGUGGAAAGCCGGUGGACUAUUUUGCGCUUAUAUUGGAAGGUCGCGUUGAAGUGACCGUCGGCAGGGAGAACUUAAUUUUCGAGAGUGGCCCAUUUACUUACUUCGGAACGCAGGCCCUGAUCCAGAACGUGGGCGUGGAUGUACCGGUGGAUUCGCCCCAGCAGAUCAUGGGUUCACUGCAGUCGCUCAACAUGGAUGCCAUGCUGCGCCACACCUUCAUCCCGGAUUACACCGUCAAGGCGGUGACCGAGGUGGUCUACAUUCAAAUCAAGCGCAACCUGUACUUAGCGGCCAAACGUGCUACCCUGAUGGAGCGUUCGCAACGCUUCGGCGAUCAAUCGAUGGACCCGAUUGACGACGAAGUCGAGAAGCUGCUGCAUUCCCUCGAUGAAGAUGACCGCAGCUACGGGGCAGACACCGUGGCGAACCUCCACACCCCGAGGGCCAGCAAACCGACGAGCAAUGCGCCCUCGCCAACGACGGUGCUGUUUUCGUCGGAUCACAACAAUGGACCAGUGCCGGCACCGCCGUCGGGGAGCCUCGGGGUUGGUCCGAACGUACGCAGCAACAGCCUCGCGGUCACGUUCGACGACUCGGAGAAACCCCUGCUGACCCGUUCCAAAUCUUGAAUGUUCUCUGUCUCCCUCUCAUAUGAUGCUACUGAAACUGUUUUUUCGCCAAGUAAGUUGAUAGUAAUGUUUGUAGUCCUGGUUGUAGUCAAAGAUUAAUAUUAUCAUAUUAUGAAAAAUCAAAUCAAAGCUAUUACUAUUUAAGAUGAAUUAAUAAAAAGAUGAAAGUUUUAUUAUUUUUGCCCUAAAAAAGUUGAAAACGAACCUUUAAAAAUGAUACUAGAUUAUAGGAGGGUCAUGCCACGUCACAAUUGACAUCGAUGAUAUUUUAAAGAUAAGGUACUUAAACAAUGUUCUAAAGUGCGAAACAGGCUGAAUUACUUCUGAACGAUAAGUUGCGUUCAACGCUUUUUUAUGAUAAACAUAAGUCCUGUUUGUUGCAGUUUGAAAGCAAAAUUUUCAGUGUAUAUGUUCAUUUUUUAAAUGAUUAAAUAGGGUCACGGUGCUAUUAGCAAUCCCAAAUGCAUCAUAUUCGAAGACAAAGCGAUUAUGGCACCGAUUGAUUUCGUUCUUUUUGUUAUACCUACAUAUGUACGAGGGCAUCCUUCUAAAAAAUAAGAUACAAAAUAAACAACACUGUCUUUUAUUUUAUAAUUCAGUCAAAUUUGAACCAAUUGACAUAAUUUCUUAUAUGUACCGUGAUUUGUUUCGUUUUGGAAUGAUUUAAAAUGUUAUCGUUUCGACAAGGCAUGACCCGAAGGAGGAAUUUCAUCACUACCCCAUAAAGUUGGUUAGUGGCCUUCCCCGCGCGCGUGCUGCGAGGGAAUCGCGUGUUCAAAAGAGGUGUGUUCAUUUUGCAUACUACACAUAUUCGGGAAACCCCCAAAAACAUCGAACAUCGCUUCCUAUACUCAGAACCCCCCAAAUUGUAACCAACUAUAUAUGUAGGUAUGUAUGUAUCUAGUGGCAGGAAAGAACUACACAGUACCUAGAAAGCGUAGGUGAAAUCACGAAUUAAGUUCCUUUUUCGUAGUAGAAGAGACGGGCAAAAAAAAAAACGCGUCGCGAUUUGUUUCGGGAUAUUCCCCCUCCCACUCCUCCCAUAAACUCACACAAACACACACUGCUGGAUAGCGCGCAUUGAACACUGAAGUAUAACUUAGUAAUGGAGGAAAAGCAGGUAUUAGUUUAUUUUAUGAUGUUACACAGUUUAUACAUUUAUAUAACACGAAUCGUCCCAGAGCAUUUCAUUGCUGCAAUUUAGAAAGAGAAAAUAAAUACAUUUGUUGUGCAUUAUCAGUACGAAUCAAUGCAGGAGAUUAUGCGAAUAAAACCUAGUUUUCACACAAUCGAAUUGAA